Messenger RNA from Ochotona curzoniae (black-lipped pika), 844 nucleotides. Its product is annotated as P2R1A-PPP2R2A-interacting phosphatase regulator 1-like. Bases 1 to 738 code for a protein of 245 amino acids. Gene Ontology annotation, cellular component: cytoplasm; nucleus. The record is from RefSeq and is a predicted model, not a curated record. Lineage: Eukaryota; Metazoa; Chordata; Mammalia; Lagomorpha; Ochotonidae. Gene Ontology annotation, molecular function: protein serine/threonine phosphatase inhibitor activity. Gene Ontology annotation, biological process: mitotic G2/M transition checkpoint. The transcript is spliced from 10 exons.
AUGUAUGAAGGAGAACCGGAAAAACUUGGGAACUUCGAACUAAGUAGUGACUUCAUCUUGGAGACAGGAACGUCACAGGAAAAAAUGGAAAUAGACUCCGAGCUGCCAAAUCCCACCAACACAAAUAACUCCAUUCUGAAACGAUCCACCAGUGCCCCAAUGAUGAAUGGCAUUGGUGAUAGUUCACAAGCUUUCCAAGCUGAUACUGUGAGGAUUAGAAGAAACAGUUCAACAUUCAUAAAUCGGCCAAAUCUGUUGUUCACACCAUCUUCCAUUCGUACUUCAAACAACCGCAUCGAUCAGAUAAAACAGGAGGAGGGCAUGAAUUUGGCAGCGAGGGAAGCAAUGACUGAAUGGGAAGUACAAACAGCAAUACAGAUCAGUCAAUCGUGGGAACGGUGUUUGAACUUGAAUGACAACGAUGUAGAGAAACCAUCUUCCCUAACGUGCACUGAUCUUAUUUCGGUACUCCCAGAGGUUUCUCCCAGAAGUGGAAUUGGGAAGGUUGGCUGUACCAGUUCGCCUACAGGUACUACUCCAAGCCUUACACGCCGAUUUGUGAUAAGCAAUCACAACCCCACAAAUAUUAUCAGACCAAGUAUCCUUGGACCAAUAAAAAGAAAAGGUGAAGUGGCACGUGAAGAUCCACCAAAGAAGGUUUUCAUAGCUACUGACAACAAUGUACUUUCUUCUGAUGCUACCAAGCUGUCAGAAGACAAUGUUUCAGAGAAGAUCUGAUUCGGUUGGAUACAGAAUUUUUCAGGUUGGCUCAAGGUGUAACCAAUGGACAACUCCACCUGAAACAUCACUUCUGUCAGUUUAAAUAAAAGAAGGGCAUUGCAUU